AUGAAAGGUGUGGGGAAGUCAUGUCUCCUCCUGCAGUUUACAGACAAGCGGUUCCAGCCUGUCCACGACCCCACAAUAGGUGUGGAGUUUGGAGCCCACAUGGUCAACAUUGAUGGAAAACAAAUCAAACUGCAAAUCUGGGAUACGGCUGGGCAAGAAUCCUUCCAUUCUAUCAUUCAUUCCUACUACAGGGGAGCAGCUGGAACACUGCUGGUGUAUGACAUUACAAGGCGUGAAACCUUCAACCACCUGACCUCAUGGUUAGAGGAUGCCCACCAGCACUCUAGCUCCAACAUGGUUAUCAUGCUGACUGGGAAUAAGGCAAAUGGCAUCAAGAUUGGGCCCCAACAUUCAAUUUCAGCAUCACUGGGACUCAGCGUUUCCCAGCAGAACUGUCAUGACAUAGGGUCGAACUCUGGCUGCUGGUGA
Sciurus carolinensis (gray squirrel) is the source of this 429-nucleotide messenger RNA. RefSeq names its product ras-related protein Rab-2B-like. NCBI's taxonomy places the organism in Eukaryota, Metazoa, Chordata, Mammalia, Rodentia, Sciuridae. Gene Ontology annotation, cellular component: Golgi apparatus. Gene Ontology annotation, molecular function: GTPase activity; GTP binding. The record is from RefSeq and is a predicted model, not a curated record.